CCUGGCACGAAAUCGUUGCUCAUCGGUGUGUCAAAUUGGCCCACAACAUCAGUUUAUCUCCCAGGCAACCGGAAGCGAUUGCCUUGAGGACAGAUAGCUUGAAGAGAACAAAUUUACAAGUCAUGACCGAUUCAGUUGCCUCUGACAAGACCGAUCCUAAGAAUUCCAUCAAACUCAAACUCUGCCAAACCGAGAACGUGGGUGUCGAACGAACUCUCUCCUUCGAGAAUUUCUUACAUGGCAAAGAAGCCAACCAGGCUUCGGAUAACUUAAAAGUCAAAGAUGGUCCGACCUAUAAACCUGCGAUAAGAUUGUCCCGCCCUCAACCUGAGAUAUUUUUCGCGCCGAGACCCAAAAGCGAGCUCGAUGCGGCCACCGUUAAGAUGCAGAAAGUGUACAAGAGUUACAGAACAAGAAGAAACUUGGCAGAUUGCGCAGUUGUGGUCGAGGAGCUCUGGUGGAAGGCGAUAGAUUUUGCGGCCCUGAAGCAUAGUUCCGCAUCAUUCUACGGGAAUGAUAAGCCGGAAACUGCUGGUUCUCGGUGGGCGAGGGCAAGAACUAGAGUCGCCAAGGUAGUAAACGCUUUGUCAAAAGAUGAGAAGGCUCAAAAGCUAGCAUUACAGCACUGGCUUGAAGCUGUAAGUGCCCUUAUCCUCCUGAGGCACGCACCACCACGAUCGCUUUUCUUUCCAAGAAAAGGAGAUUUGAGUAUCUUAAAUACUGCUGAUAGUAUCUUGUUUGAACAGAUUGACCCGAGGCAUCGUUACAGCCACAAUUUGCAUCUCUACUAUGACGAGUGGUUCAAAAGCGAGACCACACAGCCUUUCUUCUACUGGUUGGAUGUUGGACAAGGCAAAGAUAUAAAUCUCGAAAAGUGCCCGAGAAGUGUUCUGCGUCGGCAAUGCAUCAAGUAUCUCGGACCUAACGAAAGAGAAGCCUUCGAGGUGAGAGUCAAAAACGGGAAACUCAUGUAUAGCCAAAGCGGCAUGCUUGUGGACACUGUGGAAGGUUCAAAGUGGAUAUUCGUACUUAGCAAGUCGAGGGCCUUGUAUGUGGGUCAAAAGAAGAAAGGCGUGUUUCAGCACUCCAGUUUUCUCGCCGGUGCCGCCAUCACCGCAGCUGGAAGAUUAGUCGCCCAUAAGGGGAUUCUAGAGGCUAUUUGGCUAUCCAGUGGGCGCUUCCACCCAACAGAAGAGAACUUCAGGGAACUCAUCAGCUUCUUGGAGGAGCAUCGUGUAGACCUCAGCAAUGUCAUCGUAUCAGAUGCUCUAGCUCGACGUUCUGAGUGAUGCGCUCGAUUGAGACCAUCUCCGGCAAAACCUGAACGAGUACCAAAGCCCGCACGAGUCAAGCUAAGCCCAUUGCCGAAGAAAGUUGGAGGCCCGAACGUGCUGCCCAUUACUCAGCUUCGAGAGAGAGGAACAGAUGAACCGUUUGCCGAGCCCGUUUAUUUCGCGAAAAAACUUACUACUAGUUUUCUUUAUUUAUGGACGUUUGAAUCGUUGAGGAAAGCAAUAAAGAGAGUCUUUUCAUAGUUAA
Syzygium oleosum is the source of this 1539-nucleotide messenger RNA. RefSeq names its product IQ domain-containing protein IQM1-like. The record is from RefSeq and is a predicted model, not a curated record. Bases 123 to 1289 code for a protein of 388 amino acids. The transcript is spliced from 6 exons. Lineage: Eukaryota; Viridiplantae; Streptophyta; Magnoliopsida; Myrtales; Myrtaceae.